Molecule: messenger RNA, 663 nt
Organism: Ceutorhynchus assimilis (cabbage seed weevil)
Lineage: Eukaryota; Metazoa; Arthropoda; Insecta; Coleoptera; Curculionidae
Source: the annotation of a GenBank genome assembly
GUCAAAAUUUUCGUCAUAUAAUUUUUUUCCGCGAAUCAAAUCCAAAUCCAAAAUGAUAAUUUACUUGGGAGCUUUAAUUUUCGCCACGGCCUCGAUGGUGGUGGCUUUUAUUUUGGUGACUCAGGGUAAUUUCCACAAUUUCACCGAAAAAGCUCCGAAAAUUACGGAAUUGCCUAUUAUAACUGCUUCAGGGGAAAUCGUCAAUUCUGUUGAAGAUUUGGACAUGCAACUGGAUUUUUUGGAGAAUCAAUUGGAAGAGAAAGAGAAAGAUCUCGAAGCAACAAAAUCCCGUCAAGAAUGCGCAGCUAAAAAAUUGGAAAAAUUAAGCGACACUGCAACUCAUGUAAAGAAGUUUUACAUCAAACUAAAAACUGAAGCUACAAAAUCUGAAACAGAGAUUAACGAAUUGAGAAGCCAAAUUGAUGAUUUCAAAAAAAGACAAUUACGCCUCAAGGAAGAAGUUAAUGAAAAUGUUAAAUACUACACUGGCAUGUUGAAUAAUAUCGAUGCAACUGACGAAUAUGAAGUUGUUAAGAAAUCAGCAAUAAUUGAGGAAGAGCAACAAUAAUUUUUAUUGUGAAACGAUUCUAUUGAAGAAGAUGUUAUGAAAAAUAAGAAUAAAAAUGUGAAUAAAAAUUUAUAAAACUCAAAAAUAAAGUGUAA